Messenger RNA from Orbicella faveolata, 3887 nucleotides. RefSeq lists its product as uncharacterized. Gene Ontology annotation, molecular function: transmembrane receptor protein tyrosine kinase activity; ATP binding. Gene Ontology annotation, cellular component: plasma membrane; signaling receptor complex. The record is from RefSeq and is a predicted model, not a curated record. Gene Ontology annotation, biological process: cell surface receptor protein tyrosine kinase signaling pathway; multicellular organism development; positive regulation of kinase activity. Lineage: Eukaryota; Metazoa; Cnidaria; Anthozoa; Scleractinia; Merulinidae.
GGGCGCUCCAUGCUGUCAGUAUUUAACCGUUCUGUUUCCUGCGCAUUCAGCCAGGUUUCUGCAUUUGCAAAGCUGUUCAUCCAAGGUGAGCCCCUGUGCCGUUUAUAAUACACCAUUUGCAAGCCCGUUUCGACGUUUACUAUUACAUAAGCGUAGAUGUAAUGAAUAUAGAACGCCGAGUGGACGCGUUACCUGAACUUUUCCGUGAUAGAAGGAGUGUUAUUAGUGCCCAGCCUCCUGGAAAAGGUCCAUCUGAUAGACCUCCUGCCCCUUUUUUCCGCCCGCUCCUCCACCCCUUCGCACGCGACAUACAUCUCCACAAUCCCAUUUUGAUAAUCAAUAAUCGGGGGCUUUUUACCACGCUUUGGAGGGGUGCUCUUGAUAAAGCGUUUCUUGUGGCGUGCUUGAUACAAUUUAUAACCAGAGUAGGCAAGUUUUCAAAUGGGUGUUCGACAUCAGACUGUGGCAUGCGCCGUCAGUAGUAAUAGAUGGGUUGGACAAAUACUGGCAAAUUUUUUGCCGCCGAGGCGAGCCAAGCCGGCCAGCGAGGCGAGGCGAGGCGGCAAAAAGUUUGCCAGCAUUUGUCGAACCCAUCUAUUACUACUGGAUGGGGUUUGAUUCCGGCCAGGUGCCACAUGUCAGUUGAGUUUGUUGUUGGUUCUCGCCUUGCUCUGAGGGUUUUUAUCCGGCAUUUCUGGCUUUCCUUCUUCCACAAAAACCAACAUUAUAAAUUCCAAUUCUACCAGGAUAGAGAACGUGCGUGGAAACCAGCUAAGGCUGAGGUGGCAUCCUCUCUUAAUAUUGUCAUUCACUUUUAACUUAUGUAUUUAUUUAUAUUGCGAGACAACGCAAAAUGUUGUAUGAAAUUCAGCUGGUUCGAAUUCGUCGGGAAGGAAGAAGGGACGUAAUGACCCCAGUUUUAAUUUCCGCAUCGUGAGCACUGCUCUUGCCAACUCUCCCCGCUAUAAAAAAGAAAUAAACCAAUAUCCUGUUCGUGUGCACCAGCUUGCUCACUGUCCCUGCAACAUGGGUUCUAUGCGUACAUGCCAAGGGGCUGAUCUCCGCUUCACGAUGCCGCAACAUGUGAUUAGUGUGUGCCAGCCGACCUUUACACUUCUCGCGCUUGCCGUUCUUGGGUUCUGAUGAAUGAUAGAAUACAAGUCACUGUAUCAAACCUCUUGCAAUAUUUGCAUAACAACACUAGUAUAAAUUUACUCAGUUUUUAUAGUGCGACGCAACUUUAAUGAGAAUGAAGUAAGAAACUACAAUAGCCCAGUCGGUUACACUUACCGUACUCUAUAACUUAACUUAACACAUUGCCAAGUUGGAAGUUAUGCGACUUUUCAGUACACACUCUGCUCAUAAGGAAAAUGGCUGAACGAAUAAAUAUGACAUGCGCGUGCGUGAUGCACUUUCCAGUGAUCUCCAAGCUUGUUUCUUGAUUCUUCGCUCAACUCUGCGCAAGCAAAUGACUCUCGAGAGUUCUGUUACAGGAUGGAUUUUGAUUGGUUUAAAAAAAAACAAUAAAAGCGACCAGAAUAAAACAACAGGAACCUGAUUGAGGCACAUGUUUUUCAGCUAGAAAUGUGCGUUUCAACCGGAAGCGGGAUAUUUUCAGAUUUGUAAUAAGUGCUUUCCAGGGUCGCUCGAUUCUCGAGUGCUAGUAGGGAAACGAGUAAUCUGGGUUCCAGGUUGAAAUGACCCUUUGUUAAACAACGUCCCUUGUUUAUGUUUCAUUUCAUUGCAGCCGAGAUUAUUUACAGAUUACCAAUGAGAAGAAUCGGGUGUUUGGCAAGUACUGUGGUCGCAUGACUGAAAAGAGAGUUCUUGUAUAUGGAAAUUACGUCUUGAUAAAAUUCCACUCAGUCAGCAAUAUUCAAAACAGAGGAUUUCUAAUGGAGUUCUCAGCUGUUCUGCCACGCUCUGUUCCAGAACCUAUCGCCUUCUACCCCUUGAAUGCUCGCUAUAAAGCCACAGAAAAAGAGAACAGACAACUAAGGGGAACCCUGGGAGAUGUUGCGAUUACAAACGGACCCUACAACGAACCAGGCGGAGCGUACAUGUUUUAUGGCACUGCAAACAGCUACAUUGAGUUUCCGAAUAAAGGGGGCCUGGACACUCGGUUUUCAAUCACACUGAUGUGCUGGGUUCAACCCGUAAGCAGAGCUGGAUCACUACUAAGCUACGGAGUUUCUGGUCUCACUGUCUGUAUCAAGUUUAAGCACGGCAAAUUCUUUAAUCGAAUCGUCAAACACAGUUCUUUUAAAACACUGCCUACUAUAAGAACUGAGGUUCUUCCGGCAGGAAAGUGGGUUCAUGUUGCAGCAAGUUACGAUCACAACAGCGGAAAUAACUCGCUGUAUAUCAAUGGACAUUUGAGAGCCUCACAAAACAUUGGCACGGGUUAUGAGAUUGCAACCGCCGUCAAGAGAGUUCGAAUGGGGGUUAAAGAUAAAUAUUUCAAAGGGAAAAUCGCGGAAAUGAAGGUUUACGAUAUCGCACUGAACGAGGCACAGAUACAAACGUCGAUAAUGCAAGUGCCACCCAAGAUUGUUUCAGGUGCUGCGGUGAGAGUAGAGCCAGGUAGUCAAGUGCCAUGUUCAGCCACAGGAUCCCCUCCCAUAUACAUAGCAUUGCUACGGAACUUUACAGUGGUGAUGAACACAACAAACAUUACAAGCAUUAAAUUACACCAGGAAGGUAACUACACCUGUGUGGCCACCAACAAGUAUGGAACUGAUGUAAAGCACUUCGUAAUAAAAGGAGGGUGUGGUCCAGUGAUUGAAAAUACACUCAGAAGUCCCGGAUAUCCUAAUGAUUACCCAAAUAAUACAGAUUGUAUUUCUUCGGUUCCUAUUCCACAAGGCAUGGUGAUUAAUAUUACCAUCAACGAACUUUACCUGGAGGAUAGUAUAUCUUGCGACCGAGAUUAUUUACAGAUUACCAAUGAGAAGAAUCGGGUGUUUGGCAAGUACUGUGGUCACAUGAUUGGAAAGAGAGUUCUUGUAUCUGGAAAAUACGCCUUGAUAAAAUUCCACUCAAACAGCAAUAUUCAAAACAGAGGAUUUCUAAUGGAGUUCUCAGCUGUUGUGCCACCUUGUAAGAAAUGAUAAUUGAUAUGGAUUUUGAUGCUUUUAUGAUUGAGAUAAUAACUUUAAAACGUCUUAAGGCACAGAAGAGAGAUAUUUCUUGAACAAUUAUAAACCAGAACUGACAAGGCCGAGUAGGCGUGUAUUUGUAAGAGUGACUGCUGAGGACGAUAGAAGUUGAUAUAGAGAAUCAAUCAAUACAAUGAAUAACGAUCUCACAAUACCUAUAGACUUAGAUAAUGACUUUGAAAAACGAUGCAAAUUUGAAAUUUUGCAACACACUCUACCAAGCUUUGGAUUCUCAAAUUUUACAUCGAGAUAGCCUCCUUUAAGACAAGUGAAAUUUUUGAGUGCCCAAAGGAGUUUUUAUCUUGUACACGUAAGGAACAAUUAACAAAAACUUUGUCCCCCAGUGUCGCGAGGACCUCGAUGACAGAAGUCCGUCUUGCAUGCGGCCAUGAUAUAGACUCAGUGAUUUGGGUUCGAAGUCUGACUAUAGGGAGGCUGUCCCAAAGCAUCAUCGGGCAAAGACAUUAUCGGCAACCAAUCAGAGAAGACCGCGACGUCAGCAUACGUAAUUAGAUACUUACAGUUUUGUUGGCUUCCCCAGUCCCCCUUUCUUAAGGAGAGCACUAAACCCUAAGAUCUCACCAUUGUGGGUACUCCCCGAGGGUUGGCUACCCCAGUUCGAGUACACCAAAUUCAUCUCCCACAUAAAUAAUUUCUAACAUCUCAUUUAGAGUUGACAGUUAUUUAUGAUAAUACAUUGUUCGUGGCUAGUCUUAUGCAGCUCGUUUC